AAACACACUAUUUUUCCAACAACUUUCUUGAUCCAAUAUCUGACAAUUCACAAUGCCAACCCGUAACGACCAAUCCAAUCGAGCCCGCGCCGUAUGGCUCUCGUGCCUCGCCUCCGGUUACCGGGCGGCCCUAGCAUGCACCAUAGUGGGCUUGGUCACCCUUUACGGACCAAAAUCUCUCGGGCGUCAAGUAGCCUUCCCAGCAUUUUCCUACGUGACAGUAAUUCUCAUUGUCACAGAUGCAACGUUAGGUGACACGUUGCGUGGGUGCUGGCUGGCUCUCUACGCAACUGUCCAGAGCAUAGGACCGGCCAUUUUGUGCUUGUGGCUCAUAGGUCCAACCCGGUUCACGAGUGGCACCACUGCUCUUGCGGUGGCUCUUGCUGCAUACGUAGUGGUGCUGCCUGAGAAAACUCACUUGGUAGCAAAGCGUAUAGCAUUGGGGCAGAUUGUGAUAACAUAUGUUUUAGGUUUUAUAAAUGGUGAGAAAACUGAGGCGAUUUGGCACCCUGUGCAUGUAGCGGCUAGCACGGCCGUUGGAGUCUUGGCUUGUGUUCUUGCCUUGCUGUUGCCGUAUCCAAGACUUGCCUGUCGCGAGCUGAAACAAAACUGCAAGCAGCUUGCUGAGAAUGCUUCAGAGAGGCUGAAGCUUUAUGUGGGGGCAUUACAUGCAGAAGACAACACAUCAGCACUUGCAUCCAUUUCUAAAGCAAAGUCACUGGCCGUUUCAGGGUCCAAACUUCUACAAAGUAUUAAACGCUACCAAGAAAGCAUGAAGUGGGAGAGACCACCAUUCAAAUUUUUGAGACCCUAUUGCACGAACCCUGGAGAAAAAUUGCAACAGCUAGAGAUACUCUUAAGAGGGAUGGAAAUGGCUGUAACCAGUAUUACUUCGUUUCCAGUUCGAAUGGUAGAUGGAGAACUUAAAGAAAGUGUAAUUAGACUACAGGAACACGUUUGUCUCACAAUAAAGCAAGUUAAAAACUACGUAACUUGUGAUUCAUUAACUGUUCCAGAGUCAAAUGGUGAAGAUGUAACGGAGUCCCUCCAAACACUUCAAGCCGUCCCAACAGCCAAGCAAGAUUUGCCUCCUCUUUUCUUCUUAUUUUGUAUGAAACUCCUUCACAGUAAAUCAAUGCCAAAACCAACUAUUUCUGCACAAGAGAAUUCGGUUAAGAAAAAUAUUGAAGGAUUACCGAGUUCGAGAAAACAAGAUGAGUUUUCUUUCAAAGGGGCUUGGAGCAGCUGGGCCAAGAAAGUUAAAAGCAAGAACAAUAUGCAAGCAAUCAGAUGCUCACUGUCCUUGGGUCUGGCUGUGCUGUUUGGGCUGCUCUAUAGCAAACCGAAUGGUUUCUGGUCCGGUCUCCCGGUAGCCAUCGGUAUUGCCUCAGCAAGAGAAGCAACAUUCAAAGUUGCCAAUGUUAAAGCACAAGGGACAGUUAUAGGAACUGUCUAUGGAGUAUUGGGCUGCUUUCUUUUUGAAAGGUUCUUGCCCAUAAGGUUCCUAUCUCUACUUCCUUGGUUCAUUUUUACAGGUUUUCUGAGACGAAGCCGUAUGUAUGGCCAGGCUGGAGGUAUUUCUGCGGUCAUUGGGGCUGUGUUGAUUUUGGGAAGGAAAAAUUUUGGCCCCCCAAGUGAAUUCGCUAUAGCAAGAAUUGUUGAAACAUUCAUUGGAUUAUCAUGUUCAAUCAUGGUAGACCUUCUCUUCCAACCCACAAGAGCAUCGACUCUAGCUAAAGUUCAACUGUCUAAAAGUCUCGGCAUGUUGCACGAUUGCGUUGGUUCAAUGAGUCUUCAGGAAAGCCAAGGGAACUUGCUAGGGAACCAAAAGAAACUCAAAUUGAAUGUCAAUGCGCUAGAGAAGUAUAUUGGAGAAGCUGAUGUGGAACCCAACUUCUGGUUUCUACCUUUUCAUGGUGCUUGCUACAGUAAGCUUUUAGGGUCUUUGUCAAAAAUGGCGGAUCUCUUGCAUUUUGCUGCUCAUUACAUGAAUUUUCUUGAACAAGAAUCACAAGAAACCGAGGCUUCUUGGAAGGAGAGUGUAAAUAAGCUAGAUGGUGACCUUAAACUUCUCAAGGAGGUGGUUGGCUCCUCGAUAAAAUGUUUUCAGGAUGUCACUAUGAUAAAAUCACUGAGGGAACUAGAGAAAAAGCUUGAAAAGAGAACAAUCUCUUAUGAUCUUGAAUUGGGAAAAUCAGCAAACGUGAAUAGGGUUUCUGAUUUAGAAGAAAAUGGGAUGGAGAAGUUUAUAACUUCAUAUCUUCAACAUUCAAAUGAAGUUGUUGAUAAAAUCCACGUUGAUAAGGGUGAUCAGAAGGCGCUUAGGAGCCAAGCUGUCUUAAGUUUGAGCGCCCUAGGUUAUUGCAUGCAAAGUUUGAUAACAGAAACAAGAAAAAUGGAAGAAGGCAUCAAGGAACUUGUUCAGUGGGAGAAUCCUUCAAGCAAUGUAAAUUUACUUGAAAUCUCGUGUAAGAUACAUGCUUUGUCCAAUUAAUUAAAAGUUGGACCAAAAAUAUACGAAUUUUACUGUAUUUAACAAAAUAACACAAAUUUGUAAUAGAUUUCCAAAUUUUGUGAAACAUAUAUAUACAUAUAUAUUUCU
Messenger RNA from Pistacia vera, 2602 nucleotides. RefSeq lists its product as uncharacterized. The transcript is spliced from 4 exons. Gene Ontology annotation, cellular component: plasma membrane. The coding region runs from base 53 to 2494 and encodes 813 amino acids. NCBI's taxonomy places the organism in Eukaryota, Viridiplantae, Streptophyta, Magnoliopsida, Sapindales, Anacardiaceae. The record is from RefSeq and is a predicted model, not a curated record. Gene Ontology annotation, molecular function: transmembrane transporter activity. Gene Ontology annotation, biological process: transmembrane transport.